Arabidopsis thaliana (thale cress) is the source of this 867-nucleotide messenger RNA. It is a transcript of the gene IDL2, whose product is annotated as inflorescence deficient in abscission (IDA)-like 2. Gene Ontology annotation, cellular component: extracellular region. The record is from RefSeq and is marked reviewed. The transcript has a single exon. Gene Ontology annotation, biological process: floral organ abscission. NCBI's taxonomy places the organism in Eukaryota, Viridiplantae, Streptophyta, Magnoliopsida, Brassicales, Brassicaceae. The coding region runs from base 289 to 576 and encodes 95 amino acids.
AACUACUUGCAUAGUUGAAUAGUUCGUGAAAAAAUAAAGAGAAAGUAUAUAUCAGAAGUAAUUAAAUACACACGAAAACAUAACUCAAAAACCUCUUCUUAGUCAGAUUCUCUCUCUAUCUAUCUCUCUCAAUCUCCAUCUGCCCAUAUUUCUUGCUGUCAACAAAUUCAUUCAGCAAUCUCCUUUUUCCCCAUCAACAACAAACAAAAAAUAAAGUCCUUUCACAACAAUUAUAUUUAGAACAAAUUCACCAAAAACCCUUCCACAAAAAACCUCUCUUCUUCAACAAUGUCGUCUCGAAACCAAAGAUCAAGAAUCACCUCUAGUUUCUUCGUCUCCUUCUUCACUAGAACCAUUCUUCUUCUUCUCAUUCUUCUUCUUGGUUUCUGCAAUGGAGCAAGAACAAACACGAACGUCUUCAACUCGAAACCACACAAGAAGCACAACGACGCCGUUUCUUCUUCAACUAAACAGUUCUUGGGGUUCUUGCCACGUCACUUCCCUGUUCCAGCUUCUGGUCCCUCCAGAAAACACAAUGAUAUUGGUUUACUUAGUUGGCAUCGAUCUUCUCCGUGAGAAAAAGCUUGAAAGGUCUUGAAUUUUAUUUUCUUUCUUUCUUUUAAUUAGUUAUAUGUUUCUUUCAUUCCGGUUCCUCUCUUUUACCCUUUGCUUUUGAGUUUUAAGUUGGUGUAAAUGUUUUUUAUUUUAUUUUUUUUUGGUAAUGCCAAGAAAAUGGUUAUUUUUGUUUGAUUAAUGUCGACAAGGCUAAACAUAUGAUUUAUUAUUAUGAAAUUGUAAUUGGAAGUUGUAUUAUUUUUUGGAUAGCUCGAAUUUGUAAUAUUGCACGUAUCAAAGUGUGUGAGCCGA